AUGGCGAAAACGGAUCCUGAAAUGCGUAAGUUGAUCAGGAGCCAUUGCAUGCUGGGGAAGAAUCGCGGAAAAAUCUUGCAUAGCAGACGAAAACCCAAGACGGUUGUUCCAAUCUCAGUCUCAAGACCAGUCCAACAAGUGCUAGACCUGGAGCCUGCUUCCUCAGUUCCCAAUCGGCUUGGCUCAGAAUUGUCUCUGUUACGGUUUGCCGAUUCAGUAGAGCCAUCUACGCUAUGGGAAGUUUUGAAAUACAGAUCAAUGUUCGAUCCGUUGACAUACGAUCCUGCCUAUCUUAAUGCCGUAAUGUUUGGAGCUCAAGCAUACUUGGAUUUGGUUUCGGGUCGCUCCAGUAAACGGUCGUCGAUGCAGAUGUUGAAGACAAUUCAGCUCCUUCGCGAGAGGCUUUCGAUUUCAGAUGAAAACGAACCGGAAUCUCUUUCUAAUCCCACAAUACUGAUCAUCUUAACUCUGGCACACAUUGCACAUUUAAAUGGCGAUCAUAUUACCGCUAAGAGACACUUGGAAGGUCUUUGCACGAUUGUCAACCUGCGAGGAGGCAUUGCUGCUUUUCAAAAUACUCCUAAACUUCUCACCGAGUUAAUAAGGUUAGCAAGAGUCCUGGCAUUCACUCAUCCAUUGGAAACUGUGAUACCUGGUGGUCUAUGGCUGAUCUUAUUCAGGUGCGACCUCAGCAUUGCAAUUCACAAAGGAACAAAACCAGUCUUUGACUUCACGCAGCCUUUACAAUCUAUCAAAUAUCAACUACAGACGAAGUCCUCUCCACCAACCGUUCGUUGCCUGAAUUACGAAUCCCCCAACGUCAAGGAUAAACACACACAUUUUAAAACAGACGAGAAAUUAGCCGAACUGUGGGACACUAUGAGCAACUUCUGUUAUCUAGUAAACUCAGUGGCGGAGAAGAAUAUCAAGCUCAGCGACCAAAUCCUCUUAAACACCAUGGGCUCAGUGAUGUACGCCCUUCUGGGAAUGAACUUUCCAACCAACCCGAUCAACGAAGCGAUUCGUCUCGGUAUGCUUGCAUUCUGCUCACAUUCUUUCCUGGAGCGACGGGGAAUUCAUCUUCCGAAUAGUUACCUUUGUGAAAACUACAAGACUUGUUUUGAGGACGUCAACACUCAGCUGCAAGGAGACCCUUCUCAGGUUUCGUUGUGGCUUCUCAUGAUUGGUAAAAUCUCCAUCUUUGCCUCUGACACAGAUGACUCUGCAUGGAUCAAAUCCAAGCUGAGAGAGAAUAUUGGCACGAAUAAUGGCUGGUCGUGGCCACAGCUACGCCCGAGUCUCAAGUCCUUCCUUUGGAUCGACAUACUACAUGACGCACCUGGGAAAACAAUUUUCGAAUCUGUUUCCUAA
Molecule: messenger RNA, 1371 nt
Organism: Exophiala oligosperma
Lineage: Eukaryota; Fungi; Ascomycota; Eurotiomycetes; Chaetothyriales; Herpotrichiellaceae
Exons: 2
Coding region: 1-1371 (456 amino acids)
Source: RefSeq, a predicted model, not a curated record